Messenger RNA from Rhincodon typus (whale shark), 7351 nucleotides. RefSeq names its product ALG2 alpha-1,3/1,6-mannosyltransferase (gene alg2). NCBI's taxonomy places the organism in Eukaryota, Metazoa, Chordata, Chondrichthyes, Orectolobiformes, Rhincodontidae. Gene Ontology annotation, molecular function: alpha-1,3-mannosyltransferase activity; GDP-Man:Man(1)GlcNAc(2)-PP-Dol alpha-1,3-mannosyltransferase activity. Bases 161 to 1375 code for a protein of 404 amino acids. The record is from RefSeq and is a predicted model, not a curated record. The transcript has a single exon.
CUUUUCUACAUUCAGGCGUGACUGAGGACAGCCUGUCUAAUUGGGAGAAGCGCCGGAGGAGGGUCCGCUCCCUGACAACGUGGACACAGUUAAUCUGGAGAGCGGCACCGGCCCAUGCCCGCGACUGUGCGUUUGUGACAGACAGAGAGAGAUAGAGACGAUGGUGGAAGUGGUGUUUCUCCACCCGGAUUUGGGAAUCGGCGGUGCCGAGCGGCUGGUGGUGGACGCGGCGUUGGCCCUGCGCAGGCGCGGUUGCGGAGUACAAAUCUGGACGGCUCACUUUGACCAUGCGCACUGUUUCUCGGAGUGCCGGCGGUCGGCCCUGCCCGUGCACUGUGUGGGAGACUGGUUGCCCCGGACACUGCUAGGCCGCUGCUCGGCCCUGUGUGCCUACCUGCGGAUGCUAUACGUGGCCUGGUACCUGGUCUUCCUCAGCGGCGUUGAGUUUGACGUGGUUUUUUGCGACCAGGUGUCGGCCUGUAUCCCCGUGCUCAAGUUGUGCCGGCGAACCAAGCGGGUCCUCUUCUACUGCCACUUCCCGGACCGGCUGCUGCAGAGCGGCAGGCCCGGCCUGUGCCAGCGGCUCUACCGCCUUCCCAUUGACUGGCUGGAGGAGUACACGACGGGCCUGGCCGACCUGAUACUGGUCAACAGCAAGUUCACGGCCGGAGUCUUCAGGCGCACCUUCCGCACCCUGUCCCACCUGGAGCCUGAUGUCCUCUACCCGUCGCUCAGCUUCGCCGAGCCUGCGGGCGGCCAGGACCUGGAAGAGGACGAGCUACUUGGGCCUGGCGGGGACUUCGUCUUCCUCUCCAUCAACCGCUUCGAGAGGAAGAAGAACCUGGGCCUGGCUCUGCAGGCCCUGCACUGCCUCCGAGAGAGGUUAGGCCAAGUGGACUGGCAGCAGGUUCACCUGGUGCUGGCAGGGGGCUACGACCCGCGGGUACCGGAGAACGUCGAGCAUUAUCGGGAGUUGCAGGAGAUGGCGGACCAGCUGCAGCUGGCCGACAGGGUGACCUUCCUCCGCUCGUUCUCCGACCAGCAGAAGGUUUCCCUACUCCGCCGUUGUCGUUGCGUCUUGUACACGCCGAGCAACGAGCAUUUCGGCAUCGUGCCGUUGGAGGCCAUGUACAGUCGGCGGCCGGUCAUCGCCGUGAACUCGGGCGGACCGCUGGAGUCGGUGGUGGACCAAGUCACCGGCUUUCUUCGGCAGCCGUCGCCAAGCAGUUUCGCUGAAGCCAUGGAAAAGCUAGUUAGGAAUCCCGAUUUAGGGGCAAAAAUGGGGGAGGCUGGAAGAAGUCGAGUCCUGCAAACAUUUUCUGUGGAUGCCUUUACAGAGCAAUUGUAUCAGUAUAUCUGCAAGUUAACACAAUGAAAGUCGCUCGUGUAGAAUAACAGCGGCAAAGUUAAAAAUGAAGAUUCAUUUUGUAUAAUGCAAAAUCAAACCUGAUACAAUGACUACGCAAGGAAAUGCAUAGUUAUUUUCUGUUUUGCGAUUAUGGAUUGUGCACCAAUUACUGUGUUGAAUGGAGAGAAGUUUGGGGCCUUGAACUGCGGUGUGCGAUGAAGUGUGUGAAUCAGUUGCUUAGGAAGACGCUGGAAAAAGGGCAAUUCAACUUGCUACUGGGAGGAAUGAAUCUGGCUGUCACACAGGGGACUGGUCGUUUGCUGGUUAGAUUGUGUUGUAGUGAAACAAAUGGAAAAAUAUCCGGCAGCAAUUCUUGAUGCAAAUAUCUUAUUGUCAAUACAAAUUGCAAACAAAUUUUGUCCUGAAAAAUCCAGUUUGAAAAACUAAUAAGAUUUCAGAGAGAUGCCAGUUUGGCUGAUAUUAAAAGCACACUUGUUUUCAAAAAAACUCUAAUGGUUUUUAUAAGAAUUUUUAGAGAGGAAGCCAAAAAAGAUUGAUUCCAAGGGUGAGGGUUAAAUAAACUGGGAUUAGAAAAGUUAGAUGUUAUGAGGUGGAAAGAUGAUCAUUUGAUAUGCAAACAGUGUCUGGCCAGUCAGCCAAAUAGCUUGUUUCUAGUGUUUUUAAACAUUGACCAGGAAAGACAGCCCCUGGUGGAGUGCUGGACCUAAAGCAAAAGGCAAAUAGUUAUCGGAAACAUCAAAAUUAAAUUAAAAUCUGAUUCCUGGGGGUAAUGAUGCAGUCCAGCCCUUGCAAAGGUUGCUGGAAAAUAGGUUGUUCCUAUGUUGUAUGACAUAGAAAGCUGACCAGCUACUGAAUAUUGUAUAAUAUUUACGUGAGGUUUCUGUGAUUACUAAUCCAUUUGAAAAAUAGAUCCUCCAACCAAAGAAGUUUGAGGAUCACUGCUUUCUUUAUACAUAGGGCUACACUUUCUCUGAUACAAUAUUCUUUAAAUAUGUGACUAAUGUCAGAACAUAUUGUGAUCACUUGCAUUAAAUGGCACAGUGGUUAGUACUGUUGCCUCACAGCACCAGGGACCAGGGUUCAAUUUCAGCCUUGGGUGACUGUCUAUGUGGAGUUUGCACAUUCUCCCGCUAUCUAUGUGGGUUUCCGUUGGGUGCUCUGGUUUCCCCUCAAAAUCUAAAGAUGUGCAGGUUAUGUGAAUUGGCCAUGCUAAAUUGCCCCAUGGCAUCCAAGGAUGUGCAGGCUAAGUGGAUUAGAGAUGAUAAAUGCAGGGCUACAGGUAGCAGCUAAGUUUGGAUGCGAUGUUCUUCAGAAGGUCAGUACAGACCUGAUGGGCCAAAUGCCCUCUUCCUGUACUGUAGGGAUUCUGUGUAUAAUGCUAACAGGUCACUUUUUUUUGUACUUGUAGAGCCAUUUCAACUUUGCAUUUUGGGUGUGAAAUCAUUUAAAGCAAUUAGACAAGAAAUGAGAAUCUUUCUGCUGGAGACGAUUUCUUACCACUUCAGUUGUAAUAUGGCCACAGUGCAAAUGCCACUGCCGUAAAUUAGAAUUUCACAAGGUCCAAGGUAGCAAUUUUUAAAACAUUUUGAAUCUGUUUUAUGUAAGCAGGGUCAAAUGCUUAAUUUCACUGCUAUAGUAAAGUUUAACAGACUCUCGGAACAGUUGAGGAAUAUGCAACUGAAAAUGUAACUGUUGAUCUGUUUACUCUGAAGAGGCACCAGUAUCUGAAAUGAUAUUGUUUAAACGGGACUACGUAAACAUCAGUGCAAGAAAUACUACUGAAUAUUUUUCUAUUGAUAUUUUAUUGAGAAUAAAUUGAUCUUGGAAGAUGUUGAGAAUUUUUGUACAAAUAAAGAAACAAUGAUAUAGAACAAAUCAACAUUUAUUUAACUUCCAUUUUCAUUUCUGAUGAAUUGUCUGUCCUGUAUCUCUAAAUGCUUCCGUGGCUCAAUAUGUAGUUGCAUGUUUGUAAGGACUAAAUUGAUACAACAUAAUCUGAAUCACAAAGUUCUAAGUCUAAGUUGCACAGUGGGGCUUGAGCAGAACAACCAAGGUUGACAGUCCAGUAUGGUACUGAGCAAGUUCUGUACCCUGUGGUACUGUCUUUCAGAUGAGACAUCAAGACACAGCCCAAUCUGCCUGCUCAGGUUGAUUUUAGAAGAUUCUGUGGUAUUAUUUAGGUAAAGCGAAGCUAAUUGAGUACUUUCUGAAGUGUAGUCACUGUUUAUGUCAAAAUCACAGCAGCUAAAUUGAGCUCAGGAAACUGUCAAACAGUAAUGUGAUAAUGACCAGAUAAUCUGUUUGUUCUGAUGUCCAUUAUGGAAUGGAUAUUGACCAGAAUGCUGGGAUUAACUACCUAGAUCAUCUUUGAAAUAGAGCCAUGAGAUCUUUUGCAUCAACAUAUGCAGGCAGAUGGGGCCUUGGGUUUAAUAUCUCAUUUGAAGAUGACAGCGCUUCUGACGGGGGUCGCGUUCCUUCAGUAUACUCCACAUUUUUAUGUUCAAGAGUGAAAUGGGACUUGAACCUGAACCCUUGGGCCUUGAAUAUCAGCUAGGGAACUGGUCUAGUUGAAUCGGUGUGCUGAGAUCAGGCAUAGAUUCCAUUCUUGCUUAAUGUGAAUAUCACGGUUCUGCAAUCAGUAGCCAAUUAAAAGACACAGACAGGUUUCAUUAAGUUUUAAAGAGUUGUAUGUAUUUAUAUUUGUCUAAAUAAGAUAAAAUUCUCCAACUCCUAUGGAUGUAUGCACGCAGUCUGGUUCACCUAUACAAAAUUUUAGGUUACAAGGUAGGAUAAAACAUUUUAAAAGUCCACUUAAGAUUAAAGUGGUAUGGGUUUUUCAAGGUGAUGUUUUGAGAGGGAUGUCAGUCUGGGAGUGGCAGAUCUUCUGCUUUUGCCUUUGAGGUAGCUUAGAGAUGCAAAUGGAUGGUUAAUCUGUUCUUCUGGACACAGCAGCUGUGUUAAAGUAAAAACAAAAAUACUGGGGAAUCUCUGGUCAGGCAACAUCUGUACAGAGGAAAAAUGAAUUGACAUACAGAGUCUGGUGUGAUUCUUCAGAGUCUUCUCCUUGGAUCUCCUUCUGUCUGCCCACCCCCCAAAAAAAAGUAUUUUUAGAAAGCAUAGCUUCAUAACAGUAGUCCCAAAACAAAUGCAAGUAUUUAAGGCCGUUACAAAAGGGAUUGGAUAUUGAAUAGAGUUCAAUGAAUCAAAUUAGCUCUAAUGCAUUUUCAUCAGAUCGAGUAGUGGCUGGCCACCCCUCCAAGUGGUGAGGUGCCAUUUUGAGACCACCUAGUCUAUAAUGCGACCAAAACUGUAUACUGUAUUGGAGGUGCGGUCUCAACAAUGCCCUGUACAAUUGGAGCAAGACACCCUUAUUUUUAUAUUAUUCUCUCUCUCCCAUCUCCAUUGAGCUUAUCUUGCCCACAAAACCUAUCUCUUUGUCUCUUGACCCUAUUCCUAUUAAACUAUUAACAAUCCAACUUCCCUUCCUGCCUCCUAUGUCAGUGGAUAGGGCUUUCUACUCCUGAUCCAACCCUCUUCAAAUCUGCCAUUAUUAACCUGUCCUUAAAGGGCCAACCCUUGAUCCCUCCAUCAUUGUAAACUGUGACCCCAUUUCCAACUUCCCCUUCUUAUCCAAGAACCUUAAGCACCUUAUUGGCCUUCACGUUGAUGUUCAUCUUCCAUGUUUGAAUCUUUGCAAUCACAUUUCCAGUUCUUGAUAAGCACUAAAACAAUUAUUUGAAAAUGUCACAAAUAACAUCCUGUGUCAUUGUGACAAAGGUGAACUAUUCCUCUUUGUAUUCUCAACCUGUUUGCAACCUUUGACACAGUGACUAUGACUGAAUAACUAUGGCCGUCCUUCUCCAAUACCAAUCCACUGUCAUUUGGCUGAGUGGGACUGUACUUAACUAUUUCCCGUCUUACCCAUUUACUACUUGCCAGACACACUCAAUCAAUGUCUUCUCUUGCAGCAUUACUUGUGGGUUCCUCCUAGAAUCAAUCUGUGGUCCCCAUCUAUUUCUCAAUUCUUGUUCUCAGUGACAUCAUUUGAAAACACAUUGCAUUCCAAUCCCCUCUCUUGAUUUGACCUGUUUCUGCUGUCUGGUAUGCAUGUUUAUCUGUCUUGCCCCAUCCAUGUAGUGCAUCCGAAACCACACUGAUAUUUACAUCCAACCAUGUCAGGGUCAACUUUUCUUUUCAGUGCCCUCCACUUUGCUGCCCAGAACGAAUCUCUAGUUUUUUCAGCUCCAAUCAAGUGGCUGAGGUAUUUUCCAGAUGUAUUUCUUUUUAGUUCUUUUUUUCUCUUCUGACCUGCACAUAGAACUGUUAGCAAGUCUUAGCAUCAUAUUUCAAAGGCCUAUACUUUCUUCAAAAUUGUUUUACUAAUUAUCCAGGUUUUUGAUUCAUCAGGGAGGUGGAUAGAAUGUGGCAUUGUAUGAAUUGUUUUCUUUGUCAUACACUUGAGAUUGCUUGCUCUUAACAUAUCCUUCAUCUUCACAAAAUGACUCAGGCUAUGAUGGUGGAGAUAGCCAAUACCAAAUGGCAAAUAUCAGGCUAGAAAAGGGAUAACCAGACAUCUUUCAAGAAAAAGGAGGAGUAUGUCAACUACUGUCACCAAAAUAAUUUAAUUUAUACACUGAAAAAAAUUCAGAAUUAAAUGAGCUUCUCAGGGUAAAAUUGAAGGCAAAAACGUAACAAAAUUGCUUCCUCCCCUGUUUCUAAAUUAAUAGAGAUGCUCAUCUGAGGUCUAGUGCUGGAUGAGCAGAAAUUUCCCCAAAUUUAUAUUGGGAAGAUUGAAGUCAUGUCUUUGUUUCACACUACAGACACUACUAGCUCCAUUCGUCUCUCUUGUAUUUGUCCAAGGCUGGGCCAGAAUGUUCACAGCUUCUGUGUCAUGUUUGACCCCAAUACAAGUUUUCAAACAGUUAUCCAAGUGAUCACUAAGCCUGCCUAUUUCCAUUGCAUAACAAUACCCACAUAUCAGCCCCUGCAUUUCAUCUGCUGCCGAAAUCCUCACUCGUGCUUUUGUUACCUCCAGACUUGACAACUCCUAUAUGCUCCUUGCUGAUAACCCUCAUUCAUUCCACCUCAAACUUCCAACGUUGCUGCCCAUGUCCUAACCUGCACUAGAUCCUAUGUACCCAUCAUCACUAACUAACUUGUGUUUGCUCCCAGUUAGUAGUGCACUGGUCUUUGUAUUCCCUUCUAUUCUAAUCUCCCAUGAUAUUCAUCUCUACCUCUCUGUAAUCCCCAGUCUCACGAUCCUCGCAUUCCUUCAAUCUUAUAAUACUGGCAUUUUGAAUAUCCCCAAUUUUAACACUUUUAUUAUUGAUGGUUAUGCUUUUAGCUGCCUGCAGCCCCAAGUUCUGGGAUUCAUCUUCUAAACCUCUCAAUCUCGCUUUCCUCCUUUUAAUACACUCCAUAAUACCUAAGCUUUUGUCUUACUAUCAUCUUUCUUUUACUUAGUAUCAUUUUGUUUUAUAAUGCAUCUGAGAAGAACUUUAGGUCAGUUUAUGAUGUUACAUUUGCUGUAUAAAUGCAAGUCUUUGUGGAAUUGAUUUUGAAAUAACUUGUGUUUCCACUAAAAUGUUAAACUUAUCAUGUUGCAAACAGUAUAAAUCAGUAUAAAAAUCAGUAUACAUAAUGUAAUUCACUACAUGAAAUGCACUAGGAUUAGAAAUUGUAUGACAAAGACCAGGACAAGAAUUAUUUUUGCUUUGUUUAAUUCAUGCAAAUGAGCCUUGUCUUAUUCCACGGGUGACAUGCUUUCUGAAUACAACUGGGUGCCUUUGUUUCUAAUUCAUGUAGAUAAGUCAGAAUGUAUUCAGCAGGCAGUGUGUGUGAUUUUAUUUUCUUGGCAAAUGAAAUGUGAGAUGAGAUUCUUCAUUCAUUUACAGCUGUCUGCUGACUGGAAAAGUUGUGUUCCACCGCCUCUGGAGAUGACUUUCAUUUAGUGUUCUAAUAAAAAUAUUUAUAGAAAAAGUA